GAGGGAAGCGGCGCGGCAGGAUGCGGCUCUGGAGCCUGCGUUGUUCAGGGAGCUGCUGCGGCUCAGCCAGCCCGGUGGGGCCGAGGCUCUGCGUCCAGCGCCCGCCAGCCCCUUUCGCUGCGGCCGCACUGCGUACCGGCUCGCUCCCCAACCCCCGUCCGGGGCUGCUGCUGCCGCGCUCCGCCGCAGCGUCUGCCCACCCGCUCGGAGGGGGCCCUGCAGGAGCCCGGCAAGGGGCCGCCGCUGUCCGCCAGGGCCCCGCCCGCCGACAGCGGCAACAACAACAACCACAACGGCGGCCAGGAGCUAGCUGGAGGCGGGGGGGACAAGGCGAAAGCAGAUACAUGCUGCAGCCACGCCGAAAGAGAUAUUGCAGUGUACAUCCGUAGCAGUAAGAUGAAGCAAGGUCUCUUGCCUAGCUUGGAAGACUUGCUGUUCUAUACUAUUGCAGAAGGGCAAGAAAAAAUUCCAGUUCAUAAAUUCAUUACUGCACUCAAAUCUACAGGACUGCGUACGUCUGAUCCACGGUUGAAAGAGUGCAUGGAUAUGUUAAGACUGACUCUUCAAACGACUUCAGAUGGCGUCAUGCUGGACAAAGAUUUGUUUAAAAAGUGUGUACAAAGCAAUAUUGUAUUGCUUACUCAGGCCUUCAGGCGAAAGUUCGUCAUUCCAGAUUUUAUGUCGUUUACUUCACACAUUGAUGAGCUGUAUGAAAGUGCUAAAAAACAAUCUGGAGGACAGGUUGCUGACUAUAUUCCACAACUGGCCAAGUUCAGCCCUGAUUUGUGGGGAGUGUCACUUUGCACGGUGGAUGGACAGAGGCAUUCUGUUGGAGAUACCAAAGUCCCUUUUUGCCUUCAGUCCUGUGUAAAGCCUUUGAAAUAUGCUGUUGCUGUUAAUGACCUUGGCACAGAGUAUGUGCACAGAUAUGUUGGUAAAGAGCCUAGUGGAUUAAGAUUCAACAAACUCUUCCUGAAUGAAGAUGACAAGCCUCACAAUCCUAUGGUGAAUGCUGGCGCAAUUGUGGUCACUUCCUUAAUCAAGCAAGGAGCAAAUAAUGCAGAAAAAUUUGACUAUAUGAUGCAGUUUAUGAAUAAUAUGGCUGGUAACGAAUAUGUUGGAUUCAGUAAUGCCACGUUCCAGUCUGAAAGGGAGAGUGGAGAUCGAAAUUUUGCAAUUGGCUACUAUCUGAAAGAAAAGAAGUGUUUUCCAGAAGGCACAGACAUGGUUGCUAUAUUAGACUUCUACUUUCAGCUAUGUUCUAUCGAAGUGACCUGUGAAUCGGCUAGUGUGAUGGCAGCAACUCUGGCUAAUGGUGGCUUUUGCCCAAUUACUGGUGAAAGAGUACUGAGCCCUGAAUCAGUCCGGAAUACCUUGAGUCUAAUGCAUUCCUGUGGCAUGUAUGACUUCUCAGGACAGUUUGCCUUUCAUGUUGGUCUUCCUGCAAAAUCUGGAGUUGCUGGUGGCAUUCUUCUGGUUGUUCCUAAUGUUAUGGGUCUGAUGUGCUGGUCACCUCCUUUGGACAAAAUGGGCAACAGUGUUAAAGGGAUUCACUUCUGUCAUGAACUGGUUUCUUUGUGCAAUUUCCAUAAUUAUGAUAACUUGAGGCACUUUGCAAAGAAGCUUGAUCCUCGCAGAGAAGGUGGUGAUCAGCGGGUGAAGUCUGUGAUAAAUCUCCUGUUUGCUGCCUACACUGGGGAUGUAUCUGCACUCCGAAGAUUUGCUUUGUCGGGUAUGGAUAUGGAGCAAAGAGAUUAUGAUUCACGAACAGCAUUGCACGUAGCAGCUGCAGAAGGUCAUGUGGAAGUAGUUAAAUUUUUGCUGGAAGCCUGCAAAGUGAAUCCUUUCCCCAAAGACAGAUGGAAUAACACUCCUAUGGAUGAAGCUUUACAUUUUGGACACCAUGAUGUAUUUAAAAUUCUUCAAGAAUUCCAGAUCCAGUACACACCUCCAGAGGAUUCCAGCGAUGGAAAGGAAAAUCAAACAGUUCAUAAAAAUCUAGAUGGCUUACUCUAACCAUCUUCAGCUAGAUCCCAAGAGUCAAAUCACUUACCUAUGUUAUUGUGGAAAAUGAGUAUGAAGAGCUUGUAUAUUUCUUUCUGACAGUGGUGUAUAUUUUACAGAAUAUUUCGUUUAUUUCAGUGUUACAGGAGUUUUCUUCAUGAUAUGCAGUGGACAAACCCAAUCGCUCCAAAAAAACAAACAAAUCCCAAACAAACCCCCCUCUCCCCCCGCAAGAAUCUCCUUCCAUAAUGUGAGCAAUAUUACCUCGUGUUGCAUAUAAUUGAUGUAAAGGAAGUAUUAGCUGUUGAUGGCUUUACUGUGCACUACUUAAUUUAUUUUUGUGUUCUAUGUGUAUCUUCAAACCAUGGUCAGGAAUUUUUCUGUUGAAUUUGCAUUUCUAAACAAAUCUCUUACAGUGCGGCCAAGUGGAACCAUGCUGUUGCCAUGUGCAAGUGUCAUUGUGGUUUUGCUAGAUUUCAGGAGUUGAGGAUGCUGGUGUAGAUUUAACAUGGGUGUGUUGAACAAGGAUCUGCAUUUAUCUCGUUUUUCCCUAAAUUUCCCAUGGAACCUUGUUUAUAUAGUCACCUUGUCACCUACAUCGAUUGAUCAAUCAGCCCUCACAGAGAGCGCUGAUCACAACACGUUGUUCAUGUUGUUCUAUCGAGUCCUUCAGCCACCCAUUGGCCAGGCUUGUCAGUGGCACCAGACACCUGAUCGGCAUAGCACACCACAGCCCAGAACCCCUGAGCUCAAGCGAUCCGCCAGCCUCACCUCCCAGGUAGCUAGGAUUACAGGCACGUGCCACCUUGAGUGGUUGUUUAUAUAGUAUAAAUCUCAAAAUAAUGGUGACAUUUGUCAAUGGUCGGGGCUAAUUGUUCUUAGAGAUGAUUUUUUCAGGGAAUCUGUUUUUAAGGUUGGUUUGGUGACUAAAUGCCAUGGAAGAGUAUCACUUGUUUGACUUUUUUUUAGCUGUUUCUUUCAAAUGCCCAUUGUCCAGCCUCUCUCUCUGUCCAUAUUCAGCUGCUGAAGUGCUUUCCCGUUAGUUGGGGAAAGCAGGUGCUUCCACAAUAUGCAUUGGUUCCUGAUAGGCAUAUGUGCAUCAUCGGGGAUCUUGUAGGUUGCAAAAUAAUUCAUCUCAGUCUUAUGUUUUGUCCUUAGCUGCAACUACACCAAAAACCUUUUAGGGGAAUGUAAGUAUAUGAAAGGCAAAAUACUAAACCAAAUGUUCUAAAUAAGUUAGACUCACAAUAAAGAACACUCAUGGAGUGAAACAGCUUAAAGAGGCAUAAAGCUAAUCAAAACAUGAGCAAAGUUGUGGAUAUGCCAAACUGUGGGUCUAUCUCUCUUCUUCUGCUGGCAUAAAUCCUUGAAUAAUUUUGUAGAAGCUUCUGAAGAUACAUUGGUGUGAAACAGGUAAGAGAUCAGAAACAGGGCCACAAAUCAAGGAGUUCAUUUGUGUGUGAACUGUUGCAUUUGCCCUCUUCACAUGGUAGUCUGUGCCCCACGUAUACCAGGCGUUAGAAAUCUAAAUCCAAAUAUUUGUUCUGUUUUUGGGACCAUUAUACUACAUCAGCUUCUUGCCAAUGUAACAAUAUGUCUGAUUACUGACACUACAAUAUGAGUGAAGUCAUCUUUAAAAAAAAAAC
This is a messenger RNA of Chelonoidis abingdonii (Abingdon island giant tortoise), 3650 nucleotides long. RefSeq names its product glutaminase (gene GLS). Gene Ontology annotation, biological process: L-glutamine catabolic process. Gene Ontology annotation, molecular function: protein binding; glutaminase activity. The record is from RefSeq and is a predicted model, not a curated record. Lineage: Eukaryota; Metazoa; Chordata; Testudines; Testudinidae.